This is a messenger RNA of Exaiptasia diaphana, 929 nucleotides long. RefSeq lists its product as uncharacterized. The coding region runs from base 270 to 929 and encodes 219 amino acids. Gene Ontology annotation, molecular function: amino acid kinase activity. The record is from RefSeq and is a predicted model, not a curated record. Lineage: Eukaryota; Metazoa; Cnidaria; Anthozoa; Actiniaria; Aiptasiidae. The transcript is spliced from 2 exons.
UGCAAAUUUAGGUCAGAGCACGAUUAGCAACUGCAAAUCACAGACGUUCUCUCCCCGAUUUUUUGAGGGUGAGUUGAGGGGUGAGAAACGGAUGUACACAGGCUAUAUAAACCUUGAAGAGCACAGACAUCAAGUGCUGAGCUUGGGCUACCCGUAUUUGACGUCAUUGAGCGAAAUUGAUAUAUUAGACUUCUUCUUGUCUUUUUAUUUGUUUUGUUUGCUUGUUGUUAAAGAGAGAGGCGUAUUGGUCUUUGUAGGGGAAGAGCGGCAUGCAGUGUAUUGAUCAGCAAGCCGGUUCAAACCCAAACACAGGGGCAAACGAUCAUGUCGAUCGCUACAGAGGCACAAGAUCACAGAUCACGAAAGAACAAUGCAUUGACCUGGUGAAGAAGUKKUUCUCUCUUCAAAUAACUCCACAAGCAAUGAAUGAAAUAAUAGACCUCCAAAAAUAUCCCGAUAGAACGUUAAUUUUGAAAGGAAAACUUCAAAGCUCCAGUCCAGAGGASGAUCCUGAAGAACAGCUAUUCGUUUUGAAAGUCUUCAAUUCUGUAACGACAAAAAACAAGCMUCUCCUUAAUGUGUUCAUUGAUGUUCURCUSUUCWUAAGUUCAAGAGAAAUCCGUUGCCCCGUUCCACAGAUGUCAUCAUUUGGUUCCGAAACUGUYUAUUUCCGAAUGUUCGAACCAAAUGUAAAUCGCGAAAGUAUAAAGGUCAUGACAYGUAGGGAUUAUGAAAGGGAGGUUUCGGAAGGAGUCGACACGAACAACGUGUUUGCUGCAGUGCUUUUCAGUUUUGUCCACGGUGAACUGUUGCCUGAUAUCGAAUGGACGAAAGAAGUGCUCAUGAGUUUUGGUUCAACCAUUGCUCGCUUGCAUAAAAGUCUUAAGAUGAAGAAACAAGGUGAAGUUGAGAGAGAAACAGUCAUGUGA